Coregonus sp. 'balchen' is the source of this 23894-nucleotide messenger RNA. NCBI's taxonomy places the organism in Eukaryota, Metazoa, Chordata, Actinopteri, Salmoniformes, Salmonidae. The record is from the annotation of a GenBank genome assembly.
GAUGGCUCGUUGGGAACCUUUGAGGACUUGGCUCAGGAGUACUCAGAGUAUUACAGCACUUCUCUCACUGAAGUCCAAGACAGAAUGGAGGAGAUCUGCAAACGCAAAGUUGUACAAGAUGCAGAACCAGAGAUGGUACGAACAUAUAUUAUAUGUUCAGUGUGAUAAAGAAUUUGCAUAAAAUGUUUUUUUCCAUCUGUGGAUACCCUCUUUGCACAGACUUCAUUCUAAUUAAAAUGAUGUGGAGGAAGCCUUUGGAAAUGUGGUUUACAUUUAAAUCCUCUAAUGUGUGAGAGUUUAGGGUGACAAAUGUUACAAUUUUGGCCUUUUAAUUUAUCAAGAUAUUUAUGUUUUGAAUUGCUGAUUAAAUCAGAUGUUGUCACUCCUUUAAUUUGCCUCUGUGUGUUUCAGGAAAAGGUUGACAAAGUGCCCACAUCACUGCAACUUCGCUCACAGAUCCAGGUGAGUCUCCUAUUCUCUCUCUUGUUUUUGACCCUAUUGUAUGUUAACCCUCUGGGAGGAGGGAUUUCCUAAGCCCUAAUCCCGCAGACAUCACAGAGCUGCUAUGAACCAGAUCACAGCCCUGUAGCAUUAUAACAUCUUGGUUUUCCUUGAUCACAAAUUCACAUUUCACUGUCUAAUGGAAACUCUGGCCUUGUUAUUUGUAAUAUAUACUGUUAUAAUGUGUCUGGAAAUAACUUUUUUUUAUUUUUUUUAUGCAACCGAGACCAAUGACAUACACAUUAAGAGUUCCAAACCAAUCUGCCUGCCAGUGUGCUAGAUUGUGGUUCCUCUUAGUUUGUCAGUUUCCAUUGCCUGCCUGCAUGUCUGUCUGACUGCAGUAUUCUGUUCUCUACAGGAAUCGCUUGGGCUGAGUAGCAGUAGCGCUAUGUCCACUCCUGAGACAGAGCGAAGGUAAGACCAUAGAGAUACUGAAGCUGUUACUAUUCUAUAGUCAACCAUGGUAUUGUCUCCCCUUUGUGUGGAGUGUAUUGUGGGUAUUAUUGUGAUGUCCUUAUGCUGUAUGUAGUUAAAUUGGUGUUGUCGAUCAGUGAAGUAGGACAGUCAUAGCACUCUCAUGCAUUGUCUUCAUGUCCUAGUAAAAUUAGUUAUGUCUUUCUAUAAAUUGUUGAACUCCUGGGAGGUAUUUGGGCGACUCUACAGAAGUGAUGUAAAUUGCUGUCCCACCCCAAAGAAACUAAAAUUGUUAAGUCUCCAAACUUCCAUCAUGAUAUGUUCUAAUUCAUUCCAAGGCAAUAACAAACAUAAUGUUAAAUGAAUAUAGUACAAAGUCCUCGUUUAUACACCUAUUUCUAUUGAGGUGGCUGUCCCACACCCUGAUUCCUAAACAUCGUGUUUGAAAAUAAAACAAAUCAUGAUUUUAGAUCUUAUUUCAAAAGAACAUCUUGAAUUGUUAUAUUAUUACUAGUAGAAAGAGGAGGAAGGGAAGCGCUACUAAGGUACACAAUAGUAAAUGUUGGUAGACAGAAGGUGCUCUUUGGUCAAAGGGGUGAAUUGGUCAUCAAAAAGAAAGGAGGACCAAGGCACUCUUCAUAUAAUUCAUUAAAAUGCCUUUAUUAGUAUGGCAUGUUCAAUAGAAAUACGUUUUAUUUUUUUAAUCCGACGCGUUUCGGCUGCAUGUCCUUCGUCAGAGACUCCCUGACGAAGGCCAUGCAGCCGAAACGCAUCGGAUAAAAAAAAAAAAACUUAUUUCUAUUGAACAUGCCAUACUAAUAAAGGCAUUUUAAUGAAUUAUAUGAAGAGUGCCUUGGUCCUCCUUUCUUUUUGAUGUUAUAUUAUUACAUUGAAAGAUACUGAUCUAUUAAGUAGUUUUGUAUAUUUUUUAUCAUGUGUAAAAAAAAAAAAAAAAAUGCUGGCCCACCUUUUGACAUCACUACCGAAACACACACAUUAAGACUGUAGAAUCAAUGUGACUUAAGCCACACCCAUACAAAUAUCACCAGGUGAUGGGAUUGCACCCCUCUACAGCAUGGCCACAUAGUGAGUAGUAUAUCUGCAAACAUUUUGGAGAAAAUGAGUGAGCAAAUCUUAAUGUAUUUUUAAGAAGUGUCACCACCGAAUAUCUAAUAUUUCAAGAAAUAUGUAAAGUACGGUUUUGGGACUAAGAUAUAUGUUUUCUGGGAUGUACAUCUGAUACAAAUUAUAGCUAGCCAGGCAUAUGCUCACUAUGGGGAUUCAUUAAAUGGAUGCUUCAGGAUUUUGGCAAUGAAGCCCUUUUAUUUAAGAAACAUUGUGUUGGAAAUUCCAAAUUGUUUGCAUAGUCAACUUACACACAGCACUGACACACACACUUACCCCACCACACAUGCCACCAGGGGUAUUUUCACAGUCCCCAGGUCCAGAACAAAUUCAAGGAAACGUACAGUAUUAUACAGAGCCAUGAGUGCAUGGAACUCCCUUACAUCUUAUAUAGCGCAAGUGAACAGCAAACCUGGUUUCAAAAAACUAAUAAAGCAACACCUCACAGCACAACACCUCUCCCCCAUGUGACCUACUUGUUGUGUGUAUGUACUGACAUGUAUGUGUAACUGAUAGAUGCACACACACUACAUCUUAAUGUUUUUCAAAUGUAUGCAAAUCGAAAAGUAUUUUGUCUGUAAUGUAUUUUCCGUUAUAUGUCGGACCCCAGUAAGACUAGCUAUCACUAAUGGGGAUCCUAAUAAAUAAAAGUUCAAUCUACUUCCCCCGAGUCAGAUGAACUCGUGGAUACCAUUUUUGAUGUCUCUGCAUGCAGUUUGAAGGAAGUUGCUUGUUUUUAAUAUUCGGUACAUGGGGAUUUAACCGCAAAAGGUGUUUUUAUGUGCAUUAUGUCAUCACACACAUCCUUUUAUCCGCAACAAGUCAAUUUGAUGGAAACACAGCUAUGGUGAAAAAAUGCGCAUAUUGUUUUUAUGCAGAUUUUAGAAUAUUUGCUUUGAAAUCUGUCGCCAAUUGGAUGGAAACCUAGCUUAUGACUGACUCUUGUUAGUCCAGUGUAUUUCUUUACAUUUGUUUCUUCACAUCUGAAAUGAUCAUCUACAUUUAAACACAUAGAUAAUUAUUUAUAUUUUUGAUUAUUUUUAGAGUUAUUGAAGGACAGGGACAUCCAUAAGGUGCCAACAUGCCGAAAUGUACAGCAGACAGUCAGAGAGGACAGAGAGUAUAAAAACGGACCCUGUGCAAUAUCAAGAAUAUCUGAAAGAUAAAGAAAGGAAGCAGGAAAGUAAGUCAAAUUAGUAAAAUAUUUAUCUGAGCAAGAGGGCUGGAGUGAAAAGGCAGAAAGACACGUAUUUGAUUGAUUGUGAUAAUUAUGUGAAUCACAUGUGCCCCAUUCGAUAUGGUAUCAAUUAAGUAAGCAAUUAAGUUCAGAAUGUAUAAGCCAGGUCACAACCGAAACACUGUCACCACCGAAACGCCUGUUAUUUUGCCACAAUAAAGAUGGGAAAGGUGACCCAUGAAAAAAAUCUAACAUAAUUAGAUGCAAUUCAGUAAUUCAAUCAAUAUGUUUCAGAUUCAUAAAAUCAACAUUGAACAUUUUACAGAGAAAAAUAGAGACUAUUUUUCUCUAAAUUACAUUUUAAGGUUUUGAAAAUCAGUUUAAAAGUAAUUUUCACUAUUUGGUAAAUGCUGUAGGCAAAUAACAUUUCUAAAAUUAAUCUGUAAUAGAAUGUUAAUCAAAAUGAUCACUACUGUGCAUGGCUCUCCCUUUAUUGCAGCUUUUUCACUAUGUUUCGGUAGUGACAAAUUUAGUGGGGUGGUAAGGAAUUCAUUUACAUUUACAUUUUAGUCAUUUAGCAGACGCUCUUAUCCAGAGCGACUUACAGGAGCAAUUAGGGUUAAGUGCCUUGCUUAAGGGCACAUCGACAGAUUUUUCACCUAGUCGGCUCGGGGAUUAGAACCAGCGACCUUUCGGUUACUGGCACAACGCUCUUACCCACUAAGCUACCUGCUGCCCCAAUUCAGGACAGGAUUUCAAAUAUGCAAUACAAACAAAGUUUGUGAGUAGUAGAUAUGUCUAUCUGACAUAUACUAUAUGUUGUAAUAAAUAGGAUACCAUUUUUUUAAAACAAUUCAGCCCCCAAUUUCCACCACUUCUGUAGAAUGACCCUCAUAGGACAGAACAGUCAGUAGGACAGUCAUUCCCUUUCAUACAUUAUCCCCAUAGGGUGAGUCUCAAAUGGCACCCUAUUCCCUAUUUAGUGCACUUCUUUUGACCAAGGGCCAUAGGGCUCUCUCUGGUCAAUAGGGUGUCAUUUGGGAUGCAAACCUAGUCAGCGUGAGGAAAUGUGUUUCAUACUUCCUGUCCUGAUGACCUCCAGCCACCUUUAUGAAGUGCUAGUAUACCAACAGGAAACUUCCUCUCCUUCCCCCUAUUGUGUGUUUGGAAGGAUGGAUGGUCAUAUUGUGAACGCAGGAGAAGUAGUGAGAGAAAUAAGGGAGGAAAGGAGGAAUCUGGGUCAUGAGUAAUAAUAUAGUACUAUACACUGAGUCAGUGGGGUGUCGGCGACACCAGAUUGAAGUUUGUUACUUGGCUAGUUACACCUUAGCUUUAGCAUUGUCCAGUGCAAUACAAUGAGAGAAGUAGUAACUCCUGUUAGCAUGCUCUAAAAUGUAAGGCCAAAUCACCUCAAAGUAACAUGACUUUAUACAGUAUGCUGGUUUGGAGUAACCACCUCUGAGAGUUGGUUCCCUUCAUAAACUACCAGAACACAAGAGCCUUGAUUUCUACUAAUCUUGCUGAGGGAAAGGUUGUACAGUACUGGGCUUGCUGUGACUUUAGGCAAGGCGCCCUCUUGUGGCCACCUGUAGAACUGUGUUGGUGGGGGAAUAAUAGUCGCUAGCAUCAGCAACAACUAUCAGCUGAUGUCAGAGGAGAGAGCGAUUGGGAGAGAGAGAGGGUGCGAGAGAGAGUGAGGAGACAGACAGACAGACAGACAAAGAGAGCAAGUGUGAGAGAGUUGGAGAGGGAGACAGAACAGCGAUAGAGAGAGAGAAAGAAAAAUAUAUAAGAGAGAGCGAGAGGGGAAUGCUGAGGACACGUGAAGAGCUGUAGUGUUGAAGUGAGUGCAGUCAGUAAAACUCAAGCAGUCAGGGUGUGAAAAGCCUCUAUUGUUGUUGAGAUAGCCACAGUGAUCUGACCUCUGUCCAGCAGACUGACAGCGUGAUGUUUUCCCAUCUGGACUGACUACUGGGAACGGCCUCCACUAACACUGCACUGUACUGGCCGGGUCCAGUGGCGCGAGGGACAGUGCACGUUUGUGAGGGAUACGGUAGUGCAUAUUUGUUAGGGACAGUGCACGCGUCUAUAAUUCUUGAACAGGGACAGAGAACUCAGUGGAUAAAGGGGUGUUUUGUCGAAGAUGGUACAGUAGGAUACAAGCAGUACAAUGAAGAAAAUUGCAUUGGAAAACAGGUGAGAUGAUGAUGUCUGUGACCGGACUCUGCAUCUUCUGUUUCUUGGAUUGUGUUUUUUUGUUUGUGCCAUCUGUCUUGUUUUUGAUUCAAUCUUGGUUUAUUUUUAGGUUGUCCGUGCAUAAAUCAAGUUCUGAGGAUGGAUCAGUGGGUAAGUUUUAUUUAGUUCUCAUCAGUUCUGUAGUUUGAUGGGUCUUGGUCCCAUAUCAUGUAAUUACUUGACAUUUAAAUUGUGUGUAACUACAAACACAACUGUUAUUGUGACUGACUACAAAUUUACUACAAUAGUACUUAAUUUGAAGAUUGAACUUGGACAGUUUUGCUUUUAUCACAAUUGAGACACAAUUUAAUGUGUGUUACAUUUUGGGAAUAACUACAUAUGCGUAACUUAAAAAACAUCUACAUAUUUUGAAAGUUUGCUAGGGGUAGCCAUUGUAUGGGGCAGUGUGGAUUUCAUCUGUUUGUUUAUUAAACCUUACUGUAUCUCCUUGUUUAGGAAAUUGGGAUGGAAAGAGACAGAAAAACAAGUCUUUCUGGCAGAAUUUCAGGAAGUCGCAGAAAGGUGUCGUCCGGCAGACCACAAAAGGUAUGUUUUUGUUUUGGAUAUAUCCUCCCGCUUUACCCAACAUAUUUCUGAUCACACAAGUCAGGGAGCUGUGUCCCAUUUUCACUGCAUCUGUUUUUUUGGAUCGCAUUUUGUAUUUUUCAUGUGUUUAUUGAAAGGGACUGCACUGAAAUUAAGGAAAGACUGGUAGAGGGGAUAGUGUAUAGGAGAGAGUUGGGACUGGGAUUCGAUCCCACACGGUAUGUGCUGGGGGCGGCGGCUUUCUAUCAAAUCUGUCCAACUGUACUUUAUUUAUUAGACAUUUUUGCAGGAUGAAAUCUCUUGAGAUAUCAGUAUUGGUAAACAUGAAUAUAAACUAAACUUAUUUGCAGAUGAUCUCCUGAUAUGCCUGACCAAUAUUGAAAACUCAAUGACCCCUUUGUAAAAAAUAUUUUCAGAAUACUAAAACAUCUCAGGAUAUAAAAUGUAGGUAGGAAAAAAACAAAACAAUGGCAAUAGGAAAAAUAAAUAAAUAACUCACGAUCUACAGGAAUCGUUUAAGUGGACCACAAAAAAAUAUGAAAUACUUGGGAUGCAUAAUAAGCUGGUUGAGAGUAUGCCAAGAGUGUGCAAAGCUGUCAUCAAAGCAAAGGGUGGCUAGUUGAAGAAUCUCUAAUGUAAAAUAUAUUUUGAUUUGUUUAACACUUUUUUGGUUACUACAUGAUUCCAUAUGUUAUUUCAUAGUUUUGAUGUCUUCACUAUUAUUCUACAAUGUAAAAAAUAAAGAAAACCCCUUGAAUGAGUAGGCGUGUCCAAACUUUUGACUGGUAGUGUACAUAUUUACAAAUAUCUACACAUGGUGAUGUUACUAUUAGUUAAAAACACAAACAGUUUGUUUGUCCUAACAUUUGAAAAAGGGGUUUCUUAAAUUCACAGUGUUCUGUUUACCAGGUGAGGACAUAGGCUUUGUAGCAAGUGACAUCACUAUGAGUGAUGAAGAGCGCAUCCAGCUGAUGAUGAUGGUCAAGGAGAAGAUGAUCAGCGUGGAGGAGGCCCUGGCAAGGGUAUGAUGAUGUCACUUCCUGUCUUCCUACUGUAUGAUGUAUUUCCCUCCAGAUACUGUACUGGAUCUCUUUUCUCAGGAUGUACUGUAGGAGUCAUCUGCAGUUACUGGAUAUUGAGCAUCUCAGUAGGAUUUAUAAUGAGGGAAUACAAGUCUGAUUUGAUAUCAUAUUUAGUGUGCUUCUUUAGUUCUAAUAGUGCCAUAUUGGAUACUUAUCGAGUCUACUUCUCCUCCUCUCUUCUCUCCCCUCUCCUCCUCACAGCUGAAAGAGUUUGAGACCCAGAGCAGACAGACCUGCAGCACUGAUCUUACAGAAUGGCCUGAUGCUCCCAGUCCAACCCUGAACGAGUCCUCCAACUGCAAUGUAAGUGUCGCUGAUAACUCAUGGAUAUAAGUGUUGUCACUCUGUAUGUGUUUGGUGUAUACAGUAUGAGUUCAUCGUUCUGCCAUCUAACAAGGCUAGUGAGGUGUUAUGGUCCCAUGUCACGCCUCCGAGCAACUCUCGCUCACAUCAUCCGUCUCUCUCACCCAACUCUCUACCUUUCCUCUAACUCAAGCCCGUCUCUCAGCCGACCCCAAACUACUCUCUCCUCAACGCUCCUCGCUACGCUCUCUCUCUCUCUCUCCCUCUCUCCGCCUAAUCUCUCCCCCCCCCCCCUCUCUCUCUCUCUCUCUCUCUCACUCUCUCUCUCUCCUCUCCCCCUCUCUCUCUCCCCCUCUCUCUCUCUCUCUCUCUCUCUAUGAACCGGGGGCCCCCUGUAACCUGCCCACUCCAGGCCCUCUCCCAACAGGCAGGCCAUCCAGGCAGUCCUCUAUUCAUCCCAGUCAAAGCGCCUGCUAACCCCUAUUGUGCUGCUGUGAGUGGGUGGAUUCAGCACUGUGCUGUGUUAUGCAGGCCGCAGCUCUUUUCUGCAUGGUUGGGGUGAUUAGGGGGCUCAGGUCCAGCCCAAAUAUUUCAGAUUCAUCUGGAUGGCCUCACUCUGUUUCUCGCUCUGUCAUCUCUCCACACUGGCGUUUUCUCUAUCCUCCCACUGUCACUUUUUUUCAACCUAAUUCUCUGUUUGUAGUGUAUCCCCAUCAAAACCAAAGUGUUUGCGCUUUUGAGCUUUGAAUCGAUAUUUGAAAUUGAUGCAAAUUUUCCUGGAGACGUCACUUGUUUUCCUGCUAGUUCUUGGCUCCAUGUUGUAGCCACAGCUUCUAACUUCAACUUUAUCUGCCAAAUAUUAGAAAAUACUUUGAACUGAACAACUGUUCUUUGUGUCUUUCUUUGAGCUUGCUCAAGAACAAUUUACAACUAUAGUGCUGUAAAUAAUAGAUUGCUUUCUCAAACAUUUUGAAUAUGAUCUAUUUUUUGCCAAGAUGAAGCCUGCUCUAGACAUUGCUGUACCUCAGGCAGAAUAGGCAUGAUAUUUAAUGGUUCAAGAUGCUAUGCAUACUAUGAUGUAGCCUGUAUAAAAGCCCCUGAAUUUGGUGGACAUUUUAAGUGCUCACAUCUCACCAAGAUGAGAUGAUCUGCGACAAGAGACUACAAAGAUGAGCCCAUGUGGUUAGAUGUCUGCUAGGCUAUAUUUAAGAAAUGAUAACCAUGGUUUCUUUUUCUCCUCUGGUCCACAGCUGUAGCUUUCACAUAUGGUUUAUUUCUCACUAACUCUAUGGUUAGCUGUAGCACAUACAGUAUGUCAUCAUAAGCAUAUAAAAAGAGGUGGGAAAGCUUCUGAGUUUCUAGCUGUGGUGUGCAUAAACUAUUGAUCCGCUGUGAAUAAACUGACGUUUUUUUUCUGACCACUGUCCCAGGCCCUAAAUAUGAGAUGGUAUUUUUUGGUCUGACACUUCUAACUGCUCAGUCCUCUGACAUUCAUUCAAGUAGAUGGGGAAUUCCAGCUUGCAAACCUUUCGUUUUCUAGCACAAACCGCUGAGUCAAACAGGCUGACCACAGUGCCUAUACAUAGACUGCAGGUAUACACUGCAGUUUAAUACUUCAAUAUUUAUAUUGAGGUCAUAUGCUGCAUGCAGUCUCUACCUCAACAAUAAUAGAGCCAUGUUCCAAUUGCAUUUCUCGGAAAGGGUGGAGAAUUGUACUAAUACAAACUUUACUUAUAAACAGGUCAAAUAAACAUUGAAAUAGGUUCCAAAUAGCUUCAGAGCUACUGACGGACUCUUUUUAUCAUCCUUACCCACUUUUAACUGGGUCUCAUCUCCUUCCCCAAUACUGGCCUUCUAACCCGGUUUGUCUGUCAUCUUCAGUCAUGUGAGCUGUCGGAUGGUGAACAGGAGGAGUCCGGGACGUUCAGACGGCUCCAUAAGCUGGUCAGCUCCAGUCGCAGGGUCCGCAAGAAGCUCAUCAGGAUUGACGAGUCCAAGAAGCCUGGGUCUGAGGGUGAGACGGGUCACUGCACGAGUCUUACGACAAGCCCGAACACUCUUAGAAUAAAGGGUUCCAAAAGGGUUCUGCGGCUGUCCCCAUAGGAGAGAACCCUUUUGGGUUCCAUGAGGUACCCUAUGUGGAAAGGGUUCUACCUGGAACUAUAAGGGUUCUACCUGGAACCAAGAGGGGUUCUUCAAAGGGUUCUCCUAUGGGGAGAACCCUUUUUGGUUCUAGAUAGCACCUUUUUUUCAACGAGUGUAGGGUGAAGAUUAGGGCAAGACCAUAGUGCACCAGAUAUGAUUAGGACAAGUUCCAUUAGGGUGCAGAUGUGAACCUUUAAAUAGUCUGUAGUCUAUACCCAACAAACUAUUUUGUUGUUGUUAUCUAGAGCUUGUUUAAAAAAAGACUACUACUACUAAUCCAAGUUGAGUUGUUGUCAUCCAUUGCAUAUCACAUUGUUUUGACAUUCCCUGACUCUGCCACAAACAUGUCCUUACUCCUGUCACCUCCCCUGUCUCUCCCAGAGUCUCUGAGUAUGGUCGGGCCUGUCCUGGGUGAUGCCAUGUCCUCUCUGCCCCUGUACUCUGGGGUUCAGAAGAAGCAGUCUGGGGGGUGCCACCACGUUGACUCCCUGGCCUCCGCCCUGCGCGACCAGCUGACUUAUGACCUUCGAGACUCGGACAGCCUGACCACCUCCCCCUCCUCCUCCUCCUUGGACACCUGCAGCAGCAACACACACACCCACAGCCUGGAUACAGUCUCCAGCGCCACCCAGCGACUGUUCACAGCCUUCAGUAAGACAGGUGAAGCAAGUCACACAAUUUUCUUCAGGAAAAUUACCCUUUCUAUUAAGAUGUGUUGCUAUGACAACAUUUUAACAAAGCUUCAAUUGCUACUUAUAUCCCAGUGAUUUUUUUAUGUGAUCUAUUUUUGGUUCCAAGCACCCUUCAUUUGUUUAAGCAAGAGGAUAAGAGUUGAGCACGUUCUCUCCUUUUACCUGAUGAUGUAGAAGGAUCCAGCCCAGCCUGUAGCCCAGGGAGACACCCGGACACAGGCCCCAGCGGGGACGUGAGGGCAGUGGGGGUCGGGGUAGUGGUUCCUCCCUGUCAGAGAUAGAGGUUGGUGGUGGAGAGGAUGGACCCAGGAUGCCCCGGUCAGUCACGGAUGGAGAGAUCAGGAGAGUACUCAGCCCACUCAGCUACCAUGGGGUGAGUAACGUUUGGCUGCAUCCCAAAUGGCAACCUAUUCCCUAUAUAGUGCACUACCCAUAUGGCUCUGGUCAAAAGUAGUGACCUAUAUAGGGAAUAGGGUACCGUUUGGGACUUAGUGAAUGGACUGUGUAUUCUCUAUAUCUUUAGUCAGGGACAGUUCAGCCUGGGUGACAGUUUCUGCUCCCUUGCCAACUCCUUAUGGAAUUGUAAUGUUUGGCUUGACAAUGACAGCCAUUGAGUUGGCAUGAGCACAAACAGAUCUGGGACCAUGCUAGGACCGGUUGGAUGUUCACUCAGUCCAAAGCUAUUGUCACAAUGAACCACACUGUCUUAUGUGCUUGAUUAAUGAACCUGUCAAUAUCUCCAUUUGGAAGUGAUAUUUUUAAGGUGAUUUAUUCCUUUGUUUCACAGAGAACCUGUAGCUUUGGCGGGUUUGAUCUGACCAACCGGUCUCUGCACAUGGUCAACAGAGAUCAGGAACUCACUGUAAGUAGUUUAACAAUCAUUUGAAUCAUUGAGUUGGGAUUUUUUUGUUUUCCAAUGCCUUUGUUUCCGGACCUCCCAUACUUCAUACUAACUUUAGAACAAAGAUGGGGAUGCCAGUGUGAAAGGCGUAGUCAAGUCUCCACAGACGAACCAUCGAAUCUCUUUGGGCAAGAAAGUGAAGUCUGUGAAAGAGACCAUGAGAAAACGCAUCUCCAAGAGAUACCACUGCUCUCUCGCUGAACAGGUAUGUCAGACUCGAUGCAAAUCGUAUGCAAAAUGAUCCAGUGGUCAAACCGUACUUACACACUAACUCGUGUACCUGGUGGCAAUUUGUUGGACUUGGUUCAUGACGAUCGAGAGAUUUAAGCUGGAGUAAACAUGUAGUAACCAUGUAAUAAACCUGUAGUAACCAUGUCUUCUUGCCUUCCAGUCCAGCCCAGACCGUAUGUCCAGCGGGCCCCAGUCCCCCCACAGCCACACAGACACAGACUCAUUGGAGAAACCCAAGCUGAAAGCUGGAGGGUCAGUAGAGAGCCUGAGGAGCUCCCUCAGUGGACAGAGCUCCAUGAGUAAGUACCACGUGUGUUUGGGGGUAGGUGUGGGGUCUGUCUGGGUCCACAUUUAUUUGUCUUAUAUGUGGCCUAUAUUCAGCCUUAGUUCCAAAGUGAAACAGCAGGCAGAACAGACAACUAUUGCAUGUUUAUUUACCAUAGAUCUUGAUGUGGUUUAGUUCCUUUGAAUGACCAUCUCAUCUCGUUGUCUGCAGGUGGUCAGACAGUGGGCACCACAGACUCCUCCAACAGCAACAGAGAGAGUGUGAAGUCUGAGGAUGGAGAGGAGGAUGAGCUUCCCUACAGAGGACCCUUCUGUGGUCGAGCCACGGUGCACACCGACUUCACCCCCAGCCCCUACGACACUGACUCUCUCAAACUGAAGGUAACGAACGCACACACACACAUUAUCCAAACGGACCAAUCACAGUGUUUGUUCUUGUUUUGCAGAGAGGUGAUGUCAUUGACAUCAUCAGCAAGCCUCCAAUGGGGACAUGGAUGGGCCUGUUGAACAGUAAGGUGGGAACCUUUAAGUUCAUCUACGUGGACGUUCUGGCUGAGGAGGAAGACAAACCUAAACGCAACCGACGGAGGAGGAAGGGACGGCAGCCCAAACCCACCUCUGUAGAGGAACUCCUGGAACGCAUCAACCUCAAAGUACAGUAUAAACACAGACAAACUCACACACUCAACCUCAUAGUAACAACCCUACAGUAAUUGUAGACACUCACACACUUGAAUACUGUUAAUAUCCUCCUCCUUUUGUGAUAUAUAUAAGUUGGCUACGUGACCAAAGCUUUCCCCUAUCCUUUGCCCCAGGAGCACCUGCCCACUUUCCUCUUCAACGGCUAUGAGGACCUGGAUACCUUUAAGCUUCUGGAAGAGGAGGAUCUAGACGAGCUGGACAUCGGAGACCCUCAACACAGAGCUGUGCUGCUCACCGCUGUCGAGCUACUGCAGGAGUACGACGGUUAGUACACACACUGAUAGACACACACACAGAAACACACACGUACAUAGACACCAGAGGAUGCUGGUUCAUAAACACACACGCACAUAGACACCAGAGGAUGCUGGUGGGAGGAGCUAUAGGAGGACGGGCUCGUUGUAAUGGCUGGAAUGGAAUUGAUUGAACUUUUUCAAAUAUGGAAACCACGUUUGACUCCGUUCCACUGACGUCCCUCUGCUGGUGUUGUUGUGCCCUACAGGUAGCAGCGACCCGGACCGUAGCGGCCAGUCAGGGGGUUCUCAGGAGAAGCUGUUACUGGACCGUCAGGGCCCACUGGGGGACUCCCCACGAGACUCUGGCUGCUACGAGAGCAACGAGAAUCUGGAGAACGGUAACGACAGCCUGACUCGACACUGACUCUCCUCUUCUUCAUCCUCUUCUUGCUGCCAUGGGUCUUCUCCAACCUCCUCAAUUCUCUAUCUAAAGGCUAUGGGCUCCUAAUUUUGGAUCAGUUUUGCCUUUUAGAUCUUAUGAAUAUGAUUAUAUAGACAGCAGGGGGACCUGAUCCUAGAUCAGCACUCUUACUCAGAGCUUUUUGAAUACAGGCACUAAUCUUCUCUUUUUUGUUGUUUUUGUUGUUGUUGCAAGAAUUCAUUUUCCCUUCAUUCAAAACGGGGGAGAACUGAACUGAUGAGAUGGUAUCUAUCUCUGCCUGUGUAGAGAAGACUGGGAGAGGACAGCUAACUCUUUUACACUCACUCAGUAACUAAAUUAUUUUCAGAGACCUGUACUACUGUAUGUGUUCUGUAGGGCUGUUUCUAGACCGAUACAGGAAUAGUUCUGUCUUAGUGUACUGCGUGAUGGUGGUUUUGCAUUUGCUGAAAAUGGUGACUGUUGAACCAAAGGUGUGACGAUAAGCUGUAGUAAAAAAUAAAAUACUUGUCCGUACUACUUACAUAUUUACUGUGAAAGCUUGCUUUAUUUGAUAACACUACCAUUCUUAGUGUGGUUGGUUUGCUUUGGUUUUAGUCUUUAAAAUAACGUAUAACCUAAUAAAUGGUGCUGAUAUGGAAGGCUGUUGUGAAUGUCAACAGCCUCAGUGGAGAGUUUGAUGUCAGAGUAUUUUCCACACUUGUAUAUUUCUCUCAAGGUUUUUGUGUGUAUAUUUUUCUAGUUCAUAUGUUGCACAAUAUUUUAUGAUGUGCCUAAAUACAGACCUGCAUUAUGCAAAUAAUUUCAGAUUAAGAUUUACUAAGUGGUUCAAUUAUACUUGUUAAAAUGGGGGUGCAACAUUUUUUGUACAACAAUAAUUGUGGGUGCAUCAAAAUGCAUAGUUGUGACUGAAACAAAUUAUUAAAAUGUCUAAAAUAUAAGCUGUGUAUUAGAGUUGAGGAAACCUUAAAAUCUGUGUUAAAUACAGCUCAUUGCAAUCUUCCCAUAGCACUUCUGAUGCUAGGAGUAAUACUGGCCUAGAUAUAUUAGGCUAAGUCCAAAUGGCACCCUUUUCCUUUUGACCAAGGCCCAUAGUGCACUACAUACAGUGAGGGGAAAAAAGUUAUUUGAUCCCCUGCUGAUUUUGUACAUUUGCCCACUGACAAAGGACAUGAUCAGUCUAUAAUUUUAAUGGUAGGUUUAUUUGAACAGUGAUAGACAGAAUAACAACAAAGAAAUCCAGAAAAAGGCAUGUCAAAAAUGUUAUAAAUUGAUUUGCAUUUUAAUGAGGGAAAUAAGUAUUUGACCCCUCUGCAAAACAUGACUUAGUACUUGGUGGCAAAACCCUUGUUGGCAAUCACAGAGGUCAGACGUUUCUUGUAGUUGGCCACCAGGUUUGCACACAGCUCAGGAGGGAUUUUGUCCCACUCCUCUUUGCAGAUCUUCUCCAAGUCAUUAAGGUUUCGAGGCUGACUUUUGGCAACUCGAACCUUCAGCUCCCUCCACAGAUUUUCUAUGGGAUUAAGGUCUGGAGACUGGCUAGGCCACUCCAGGACCUUAAUGUGCUUCUUCUUGAGCCACUCCUUUGUUGCCUUGGCCGUGUGUUUUGGGUCAUUGUCAUGCUGGAAUACCCAUCCACAACCCAUUUUCAAUGCCCUGGCUGAGGGAAGGAGGUUCUCACCCAAGAUUUGAUGGUACAUGGCCCGUCCAUCGUCCCUUUGAUGCGGUGAAGUUGUCCUGUCCCCUUAGCAGAAAACCACCCCCAAAGCAUAAUGUUUCCACCUGACGGUGGGGAUGGUAUUCUUGGGGUCAUAGGCAGCAUUCCUCCUCCUCUAAACACGGCGAGUUGAGUUGAUGCCAAAAAGCUUGAUUUUGGUCUCAUCUGACCACAACACUUUCACCCAGUUCUCCUCUGAAUCAUUCAGAUGUUCAUUGGCAAACUUCAGACGGGCCUGUAUAUGUGCUUUCUUGAGCAGGGGGACCUUGUGGGCGCUGCAGGAUUUCAGUCCUUCACGGCGUAGUGUGUUACCAAUUGUUUUCUUGGUGACUAUGGUCCCAGCUGCCUUGAGAUCAUUGACAAGAUCCUCCCGUGUAGUUCUGGGCUGAUUCCUCAUGAUCAUUGCAACUCCACGAGGUGAGAUCUUGCAUGGAGCCCCAGGCAGAGGGAGAUUGACAGUUCUUUUGUGUUUCUUCCAUUUGCGAAUAAUCGCACCAACUGUCACCUUCUCACCAAGCUGCUUGGCGAUGGUCUUGUAGCUGACAUCCUUGGAGAGCUCUUUGGUCUUGGCCAUGGUGGAGAGUUUGGAAUCUGAUUGAUUGCUUCUGUGGACAGGUGUCUUUUAUACAGGUAACAAACUGAGAUUAGGAGCACUCCCUUUAAGAGUGCUCCUAAUCUCAGCUCGUUACCUGUAUAAAAGACACCUGGGAGCCAGAAAUAUUUCUGAUUGAGAGGGGGUCAAAUACUUAUUUCCCUCAUUAAAAUGCAAAUCAAUUUAUAACAUUUUUGACAUGCGUUUUUCUGGAUUUGUUUGUUGUUAUUCUGUCUCACUGUUCAAAUAAACCUACCAUUAAAAUUAUAGACUGAUCAUUUCUUUGUCAGUGGGCAAACGUACAAAAUCAGCAGGGGAUCAAAUACUUUUUUCCCUCACUGUAGGUAAUAGGGUACCCAUUGGGACAUAACGACAGUCUUUGAGCAGUUCUGAAGUGUGCCACUGUCCGAGUGAGAGCCCGGGGAUGGAAUAAACUGCUCGGUGGUGUACUAGACUGGCCUGUCUGCCUGCUUAUUUCUGCCUCCUUUCACUUCACUCACCAUCAAUUCCUACUGGACAGGCAUGCUUUGUAUUCCAGUCAACUUUCACAAUUCAAUAAAUACUUUUAUUUUUUUAUUUUCUGUUACUCAUGUAUUUCUAUUUUCCUCUGGAAAGAGCUUCAUAUAAUAAAGUAAGUAACAAAUGAUCUGCAUUAUGCACACACCUGUACCUGUUUGUUUCAGGAGGGACGGGCAAAAAGACGUCUUCUUCCAUGAGCAGGUCCUCAGCUGGUUUUGAAUCCAGUCACCUCCCAUCCCCAGAGUCCCCCGGCCUCCCCCUCACCCCAAACCACACCAGCCUCCCCCUGACCCACCCCAGCAAGACCACCCUACAGACCAGACCAGUGCACCAGUCCUCUACCUUACCAUCUCUAGGCGCCUCUAUGACCAGCUGCAACCUUCUGAGCCCAGGCAGGAGCCAGAGCCAUUACAGUCACACCCACAGAGCCAUGCCACUGAGGAGCUGGAGCUGUGAGUACCUGGGGCUGCUGAGACCCUGCCUCUACCUGGGGGAGCUCCACUCAGACCAGGUCCUCCACACCACUGAGCUCCACACCCUGGAAGGCCUGAAGCCAGCUCAUACCACCAUGUCCAAGGCUGAGGGACAGGGCUACCCUACACAAGAGGAGGCCCUACAGCAGUUGUUGACACACUCUGAAGGAUCCUCCCUACCCUCACAACCACUGCUCACCUCACCUUGUAGUGGUCUGUCUGAUACGUUAGAGUUGGACAUGGGAGUUCCCAGGUUAACAGGCCUUCUUCCACGCACCCACCUCAAAAUAUCCCCUCCAGCACCAAGACAUAGGCCCAAGCAUCGUUCAGCCAAGCCUUUCCUGUCAAACCCAUGUACACCAUUAUCACCCCCAGCAUUGACCAGUGACGGUGGUAGUGCCUGUAAACUCUUCUCUUUAAAUGGCACCUCUUUAAAGGAUGACGUUAUUACAGAGGCAGCAACCCAACCGUGCAGCUCAGACUGUGACCUUGCAGAUUCUCCUCUCCAGUCUGAAGCCCACAGGACGCAGCCUGCUGGGGGAAUGAAAACUAUGCCUGUCAGGUCGGUCAACCUGGGAUCCCUCCUGGAGGAAAGACUGGAGUCAGAGGGGAUAGAUCUGACAGCGGAGCCCUUCUCUGACAAGGUACGCCCUCACCACAUAUACAGUACUCGUGGUAGUACCAUGGUAGUACUAUUCUCAUGCAGUACUAAGAAGUACUAUGGUAGCACUAUGCUCACUCAGGAUUAAGCAGCAGUACUAUGCUCAUACAUUUCAAUGUGUGUCCAUGUAAUUACUGUGUUCAGUUACAUAAGGUAUCCACAGUGCUGUCUACAUGCAAAAGGGUACACAACACAUUCACUGGCUUCCUCACAAAUGGCACCCUAUUCCCUAUAUAGUGCACUACUUUUGGCCAGGGCCCAUAGCACUAUAUAGGGAAUAGGGUGCCAUUUGGUACAGACUCACAGUGUUGCCCCUUUAAGCCCAGUGUUUCACUCUGACCUAUCUCCACCUGCAGUAUGGUCGCUAUGGAAUCCCCCAGUCUCUGGUCCAGAGGUACUCCACUGAGCUGAACCAGCCUCUAACAGAGACCAUGUAUGCCAUGGACCUGCUCAGACUCACACAGCUCCGCAAGCAGCAGCGCAUGGCAGUGAGUGACCUUUUAUACUACUACAGUCUUAAUUUGUUCAUUUUUUAGAACAUUUAAAUAAGUUCAGCUCGGGGUAGCAUUAUCUAAAUGACACUGCUCUAAAUGGCUUUUCCUAUCCUCCAUACCCCCAGGUGUGUCAAAAGCCACAGACCCUAGCGCAUGGACUAACAGCAGUGACACAAAUAUAAUUUACUGCAGCUUACUGGGUUUCCUAUCAAGGUGUCGUAUCAAGUAAUUUACCUUUAACCCUGUUUGAUUCUAAACUAAUAUGAACGUUGCCAAGCUGUCAUGUUAAUAGUGUACAUGAAAUACUGUGACUGAGGACUACUGAUUUUUUUCAUUUGUAUAUUGUGUACGGUUGAGUGCCAUUAAAGCAAUACAAAACAAUGUCUUUCAGUGUACCUUUUCUGGAAAGUUAAAAUGUAUUAAAAAAAUCUGAGACAUCUGAACAUAAAACAUGAUUUAUAACAAUACUAACUGAAAUGUCUAUGUGCCGUACUGUUCUACUGCAGCGAUGAUCUUUUGCUUGUCUGAAAUAUCCUUCUUCUGAGGGGUUUUGGCUAUGUUUAAAAAACAAAGUACUGUUCAGUAGAAUCCAGAAAUGCAUUAAUUAAAUGUAAUUAGUCUUGGUAGCAUCCAAAACAUUCAAAUGACAUAACAUUAUUUCACAGUAGAGAUUAAAUUCAUAAAAUCAAUUGCAUUUUAUAUCAAGCCGGCAAAAUCUCAACUCUUGCAUUCAUUAAAUUAAUGUGCAAUGGCAGGUAUCACUAAUUGUGACUCAAAAAGGUGCAUACCGAGUGAAUAGAUCAUAUCAUUUCAUGAUUUUUUAUUUUAUUUAUUUUAUAUACAGUGGGGAGAACAAGUAUUUGAUACACUGCCGAUUUUGUAGGUUUUCCUACUUACAAAGCAUGUAGAGGUCUGUAAUUUUUAUCAUAGGUACACUUCAACUGUGAGAGACGGAAUCUAAAACAAAAAUCCAGAAAAUCACAUUGUAUGAUUUUUAAGUAAUUAAUUUGCAUUUUAUUGCAUGACAUAAGUAUUUGAUCACCUACCAACCAGUAAGAAUUCCGGCUCUCACAGACCUGUUAGUUUUUCUUUAAGAAGCCCUCCUGUUCUCCACUCAUUACCUGUAUUAACUGCACCUGUUUGAACUCAUUACCUGUAUAAAAACACCUGUCCACACACUCAAUCAAACAGACUCCAACCUCUCCACAAUGGCCAAGACUAGAGAGCUGUGUAAGGACAUCAGGGAUAAAAUUGUAGACCUGCACAAGGCUGGGAUGGGCUACAGGACAAUAGGCAAGCAGCUUGGUGAGAAGGAAACAACUGUUGGCGCAAUUAUUAGAAAAUGGAAGAAGUUCAAGAUGACGGUCAAUCACCCUCGGUCUGGGGCUCCAUGCAAGAUCUCACCUCGUGGGGCAUCAAUGAUCAUGAGGAAGGUGAGGGAUCAGCUCAGAACUACACGGCAGGACCUGGUCAAUGACCUGAAGAGAGCUAGGACCACAGUCUCAAAGAAAACCAUUAGUAACACACUACGCCGUCAUGGAUUAAAAUCCUGCAUCGCACGCAAGGUCCCCCUGCUCAAGCCAGCGCAUGUCCAGGCCCGUCUGAAGUUUGCCAAUGACCAUCUGGAUGAUCCAGAGGAGGAAUGGGAGAAGGUCAUGUGGUCUGAUGAGACAAAAAUAUAGCUUUUUGGUCUAAACUCCACUCGCCGUGUUUGGAGGAAGAAGAAGGAUGAGUACAACCACAAGAACACCAUCCCAACCGUGAAGCAUAGAGGUGGAAACAUCAUUCUUUGGGGAUGCUUUUCUGCAAAGGGGACAGGACGACUGCACCGUAUUGAGGGGAGGAUGGAUGGGGCCAUGUAUCGCGAGAUCUUGGCCAACAACCUCCUUCCCUCAGUAAGAGCAUUGAAGAUGGGUCGUGGCUGGGUCUUCCAGCAUGACAACGACCCGAAACACACAGCCAGGGCAACUAAGGAGUGGCUCCGUAAGAAGCAUCUCAAGGUCCUGGAGUGGCCUAGCCAGUCUCCAGACCUGAACCCAAUAGAAAAUCUUUGGAGGGAGCUGAAAGUCCGUAUUGCCCAGCGACAGCACCGAAACCUGAAGGAUCUGGAGAAGGUCUGUAUGGAGGAGUGGGCCAAAAUCCCUGCUGCAGUGUGUGCAAACCUGGUCAAGACCUACAGGAAACGUAUGAUCUCUGUAAUUGCAAACAAAGGUUUCUGUACCAAAUAUUAAGUUCUGCUUUUCUGAUGUAUCAAAUACUUAUGUCAUGCAAUAAAAUGCAAAUUAAUUACUUAAAAAUCAUACAAUGUGAUUUUCUGGAUUUUUGUUUUAGAUUCCGUCUCUCACAGUUGAAGUGUACCUAUGAUAAAAAUGACAGACCUCUACAUUCUUUGUAAGUAGGAAAACCUGCAAAAUCGGCAGUGUAUCAAAUACUUGUUCUCCCCACUGUAUAUAUUUUUUUACCUUUAUUAAACCAGGUAAGCCAGUUGAGAACAAGUUCUCAUUUACAACUGCGACCUGGCCAAGAUAAAGCAAAGCAGUGCGAUAAAAACAACAACAACAUAGAGUUACAUAUGGGGUAAAACAAAACAAAGUAAAAAAUACCACAGAAAAUAUGGGGAUGAGGUAGUUGAGUGGGCUAAUUUCAGAAGGGCUGUGUACAGGUGCAGUGAGCGGUAAGGUGCUCUGACAACUGAUGCUUAAAGUUAGUGAGGGAGAUAAGAGUCUCCAGCUUCAGAGAUUUUUGCAGUUCGUUCCAGUCAUUGGCAGCAGAGAACUGGAAGGAAUGGCGGCCAAAGGAGGUGUUGGCUUUGGGGAUGACCAGUGAGAGAUACCUGCUGGAGCGCAUACUACGGGUGGGUGUUGCUAUGGUGACCAAUGAGCUAAGAUAAGGCAGAGAUUUGCCUAGCAGUGAUUUAUAGAUGGCCUGGAGACAGUGGGUUUGGCAACGAAUAUGUAGUGAGGACCAGCCAACAAGAGCGUACAGGUCACAGUGGUGGGUAGUAUAUGGGGCUUUGGUGACAAAACGGAUGGCACUGUGAUAGACUACAUCCAAUUUGCUGAGUAGAGUGUUGGAGGCUAUUUUGUAAAUGACAUCGCCGAAGUCAAGGAUCGGUAGGAUAGUCAGUUUUACAAGGGCAUGUUUGGCAGCAUAAGUGAAGGAGGCUUUGUUGCGAAAUAGGAAGCUGAUUCUAGAUUUAACUUUGGAUUGGAGAUGCUUAAUGUGAGUCUGGAAGGAGAGUUUACAGUCUAACCAGACACCUAGGUAUUUGUAGUUGUCCACAUACUCUAGGUCAGACCCGUCGAGAGUAGUGAUUCUAGUCAGGUGGGCGGGUGCCAGCAGCGUUUGAUUGAAGAGCAUGCAUUUAGUUUUACUAGUGUUUAAGAGCAGUUGGAGGCUACGGAAGGAGUGUUGUAUGGCAUUGAAGCUUGUUUGGAGGUUUGUUAAGAGUGUCCAAUGAAGGGCCAGAUGUAUACAAAAUGGUGUCGUCUGCGUAGAGGUGGAUCUGAGAGUCACCAGCAGCAAGAGCGACAUCAUUGAUCUACACGGAGAAAAGAGUCGGCCCAAGAAUUGAACCCUGUGGCACCCCCAUAGAGACUGCCAUAGGUCCAGACAACAGGCCCUCCGAUUUGACACAGAGUUCAAUCUGAGAAGUAGUUGGUGAACCAGGCGAGGCAGUCAUUUGAGAAACCAAGUCUAUUUAGUCUGCCAAUAAGAAUGCGGUGGUUGACAGAGUCUAAAGCCUUGGCCAGGUCGAUGAAGACGGCUGCACAGUACUGUCUAUUAUCGAUCGCGGUUAUAAUAUCGUUUAGGACCUUGAGCGUGGCUGAGGUGCACCCAUGACCAGCUCGGAAACCGGAUUGCAUAGCGGAGAAGGUACGAUGGGAUUCGAAAUGGUCAGUGAUCUGUUUAACUUGGCUUUCAAAAACUUUCGAAAGGCAGGGCAGGAUGGAUAUAGGUCUGUAACAGUUUGGAUCUAGGGUGUUACCCCCUUUGAAGAGGGGGAUGACCGCGGCAGCUUUCCAAUCUCUGGGGAUCUCAGACGUUACGAAAGAGAGGUUGAACAGGCUAGUAAUAGGGGUUGCGACAAUUUCGGCGGCAAUUUUUAGAAAGAAAGGGUACAGAUUGUCUAGCCCAGAUGAUUUGUAGGGGUCCAGAUUUUGCAGCUCUUUCAGAACAUCAGCUGUCUGAAUUUGUGUGAAGGAGAAGCGGGGGGGGCAUGGGCAAGUUGCCGGGGUAGUGGUAGGCAGGUGGAAAGCAUGGCCAGCCGUAGCAAAAUGCUUGUUGAAAUUCUCGAUUAUUGUACAUUUAUCGGUGGUGAUAGUGUUUCCUAGCCUCAGUGCAGUGGGCAGCUGGGAGGAGGUGCUCUUAUUCUCCAUGGACUUUACAGUGUCCCAAAACUUUUUGGAGUUAGUGCUACAGGAUGCACAUUUCUGUUAGGAAAGCAAAGGCUAGCUUUUUCAAACUGCUUGUGUAUAUUGGUUCCUAACUUCCCUGAAAAGUUGCAUAUCGCGGGGGCUAUUCGACGCUAAUGCAGUACGCCACAGGAUGUUUUUGUGCUGGUCAAGGGCAGUCAAGUCUGAGGAGAACCAGGGGCUAUAUCUGUUCUUAGUUCUGAAUUUUUUGAAUGGGGCAUGCUUAUUUAAGAUGGAGAGGAAAGCACUUUUAAAGAACAACCAGGCAUCCUCUACUGACGGAAUGAGAUCGAUAUCCAUCCAGGAUACCUGGGCCAGGUCAAUUAGGAAGGCCUGCUCGCUAAAGUAUUUUAGGGAGCGUUUGACAGUGAUGAGGGGUGGUCGUUUGACCGCGGACCCGUUAUGGACGCAGGCAAUAAGGCAGUGAUCGCUGAGAUCCUGGUUGAAGACAGCGGAGGUGUAUUUAGAGGGUAAGUUAGUCAGGAUGAUAUCUAUGAGGGUGCCCAUGUUUACGGAUUUAGGGUUGUACCUGGUAGGUUCCUUGAUAAUUUGUGUGAGAUUAGGUCACCAAGCAGUACGAACUCUGAGGAUAGAUGGGGGGCGAUCAAUUCACAUAUGGUGUCCAGGGCACAGCUGGGGGCUGAGGGGGGUCUGUAGCAAGCGGCAAGGUGGAUUUUUAGAAGUAGGAGCUCAAACCGUUUGGGCACAGACCUGGAUAGUAUGAUAGAGCUCUGCAGGCUAACUCCACCCCCUUUGGCAGUUCUAUCUAGAUGGAAAAUGUUGUAGUUGGGGAUGGAAAUUUGUGAAUUUUUGGUGGCCUUCCUAAGCCAGGAUUCAGACACUGCUAGAACAUCAGGGUUGGCGGAGUGUGCUAACGCAGUGAAUAACUCAAACUUAGGAAGGAGGCUUGUGAUGUUAACGUACAGAAAACCAAGGCUUUUACGGUUACAGAAGUCAACAGAUGAUAACUCCUGGGGAGUAGGAGUGAUACUGGGGGCUGCAGGGCCUGGGUUAGCCUCUACAUCACCAGAGGAACAGAGGAGGACUAGAAUAAGGAUACGGCUAAAGGCUUUAAGAACUGGUCUUCUAGUGCGUUGGGUACAGAGAAUAAAGAGGGCAGAUUUCCGGGCGUUGUAGAAUAGAUUCAGGGCAUUAUGUACAGACAAGGAUAUGGAAGGAUAUGAGUACAGUGGAGGUAAACCUAAGCGUUGGGUAACAAUGAAAGAGAGCAUCACUGGAGGCACCGAUUGAGCCGGUCUCGGCGUGUAUGGGGGGUGGAACCAAGGAGCUAUUUGAGGCAGUUUGAGAAUGACUUGGGGUUCUAUAUUGAAAUUGUAUAAUAAAAACUAACUGGAACAGCAAUAGGCAAGGCAUAUUGACAUGGGAGAGAGGCAUAAAGCAAUCACAGGUGGUAUUAGAGAGAGCUAUGACAACAACUGGUAAUGGCGCCAUCUUGGAUUUAUCUCUAGCAGAGCAUCUGUUUACAGCCUGGCCCUGAAGGGCCUCUGUUCAGAAAUCAUUCGCAUUUUAUUUCAAGACCGCAAAAUCUUUUCACUCAUUCAUUGCUUUCUUUUCAUUUAUAACAGCAGGUAUCACUAAUUGUGACUAAUUGUUUUAACAAAAAAUGGUACAGAGUGAGUGAUUUAUAUUAUUAUAUCAUAUUCUAUCAUGAUUUCUAUGGCAGAGCAUUUGCAUAGUGUUCACAGCUUGGCCCUGGGGGGCCUCUCAUGGAGACACUUCCCGACCAGCCCAAGUGUGUCCAGGGCCGUGCCCCAGCUCAGUGACCACCCCAACCCCCAUGGCCAUAGUUAUGCACCGCAGGUACCUGUCGGCUCCCUAGGAGGACAAGCGCUCUCUCCACCCGGACGUUCUUCCGACCGAGUCUCAGCCCCACAGACACCCCCAGGACCCUGGCCCUGCUCAGGGACGGCUCCAGCCUGCUUACAGCACUCCACGAUGCCCUGGCUGUCCCCUGGAUCCACCAAGCGCCCGUCGUCCACCUGCCUACG